CCCGGUGAGCCAGCGGCUACCACAGCACUGCAGGCAGCCCCCAGCAUGAACCUGGAGAAAGCAGGGGGUGAAAGCUGGCAUUCCUGUCAACUUUGGAGAUUUCAGAGAGGGAGGCUCUGUGGUGGGAAACGCUCCAGCCUGCCCGCAGCCCGGCCCUUCCCCGUGAUCCAGGAGGUGAUGGCCUCCAUGGCACAUCUGCAGAAGGAGAAGCUGCGGCUGCAGGAGGAGCUGCUGGAGCUGCAGGAGAAGCUUGCUGCCCAGGAGAACAAUGAGCUCUCCCUCUCUUUCCAGCUGCAAGGACAGGUGGAAACUAUGAAGGAAAAGCUCCUGGAGCAGGCACAGGAGAUCAGCCGGCUGCGCUCGGAGCUGGGCGGCACGGAUGCAGAGAAGCACCGGGACCUGCUGGCGGCCGAGAACGAGCGCCUGCGGCAGGAGAUGAAAGCGUGCGAGGGGGAGCUGCGGGAGCUGCAGCGGCAGCAGCAGCAGGCACCGUGCCGGGACUGCCCCCACCUGCAGGAGAACGCCAAGCUGCAGGAGCAGCUGUCCCAGCUGCAGCAGGAGGCAGAGGAGACCCGGGCCAAGCUGGUGGAGCUGGACCUGGAGGUGCAGCAGAAGACGAACCGCUUGGCUGAGGUGGAGCUGCGGCUCAAGGACUCCCUGGCUGAGAGAGCUGAGGAGGAGGAGCGGCUCAGUCGGCGGCUGCGGGACAGCCAGGAGACCAUCGCCAGCCUCAAGUCCCAGCCCCAGCAGAUAAAGUACAUCAUCAAGACGGUGGAGGUGGAGUCAGCCAAGGCAAAACAAGCCCUGUGCGAGACCCAGUCCCGAAACCAGUACCUGCUGGAGCAGGUGGGGAUGCAGAAGCAGGUGCUGAAGGAGAUGGAGCAGCAGCUGCAGAGCUCCCAGAAGACAGAGGCUCAGCUCCGAGCUCAGAUCAUGAUGUACGAGGCUGAGCUGGAGCGAGCCCAUGGGCAGAUGCUGGAGGAGAUGCAGGCGAUGGAGGAGGAGAAGAACCAUGCCAUUGAAGAGGCAUUUUCCCGUGCCCAGGUGGAGAUGAAGGCGGUGCAUGAGAACCUAGCAGGUGUCCGGACCAACCUGCUGACGCUGCAGCCGGCGCUGCGCACCCUCACCCAUGACUACAACAGCCUGAAGCGUCAGGUCCGCGACUUCCCCCUGCUGCUCCAGGAGACCCUGCGCAGCGCCAGGGCCGAGAUCAGCCAGGCCAUCGAGGAGGUGCACAGCACCAACCGGGAGCUGCUGCGCAAGUACCGGCGGGAGCUGCAGCUCCGCAAGAAGUGUCACAACGAGCUGGUGCGGCUCAAAGGAAACAUCCGUGUUUUUGGGCGAGUCCGCCCCAUCACAAAAGAGGAUGGAGAGGGCCCCGAGGCAGCCAAUGCUGUGACCUUCGAUGCUGACGAUGAUGCUGUCCUGCACCUCCUGCACAAGGGGAAGCAGGUGUCCUUUGAGCUGGAUAAGGUCUUCCCCCCACAAGCGUCCCAGGAGGAGGUGUUUCAGGAGGUUCAAGCCCUGGUCACCUCCUGCAUUGAUGGCUACAAUGUCUGCAUCUUCGCCUAUGGGCAGACAGGGGCAGGGAAAACCUACACAAUGGAGGGGACGGCAGCAAACCCAGGGAUCAACCAGCGGGCCCUGCAGCUCCUCUUCUCCGAGGUGCGGGGCAAAGCGGCCGACUGGGACUACACCAUCACUGUCAGCGCUGCAGAGAUCUACAACGAGGCACUCAGGGACUUGCUGGGGAAGGAGCCACAGGAGAAGCUGGAGAUCAAACUGUGCCCUGAUGGCAGCGGGCAGCUCUACGUGCCUGGGCUCACCGAGUUCAGAGUGCAGAGUGUGGAAGACAUCAAUAAGGUCUUUGAGUUUGGCCACAUCAAGCGGGUGACAGAGUGCACCAACCUGAACGAGCACAGCUCUCGCUCCCACGCCCUCCUCAUCGUCACCGUCCGCGGCCUCGACCGCAGCACAGGGCUCCGCACCACAGGGAAGCUGAACCUGGUGGACCUGGCAGGCUCGGAGCGGGUCGGGCGCUCGGGCGCGGAGGGCAGCCGGCUCCGCGAGGCGCAGCACAUCAACAAGUCCCUGUCGGCCCUGGGCGAUGUCAUCUACGCCCUGCGCUCCCGGCAGGGCCACGUGCCCUUCCGCAACUCCAAGCUGACCUACCUGCUGCAGGACUCGCUCAGCGGCGACAGCAAGACCCUGAUGAUGGUGCAGGUGUCCCCUGCCGAGAAGAACACCAGUGAGACGCUGUGCUCCCUGAAGUUUGCAGAGAGGGUUCGCUCUGUGGAGCUGGGUCCUGUCUCCCGCAAGGCUGAGCUGGGCUCCUGGACCAGCCAGGAGCACCUGGAGGGUGACUCGCCGGGUUCCACAGCACCACCUGGCCGAAGCCACACAUCCCCCAGCCCGGGGCAGCUCUCCAGUCGCUCUGCCUCCAUCCGCAGGAAGCUCCACACCUCAGCCUGACUUAGGGGCAGCCGUGGCUGCCAGGGAAGCUGAGGCCAGUCCCCCUGUGAUGAGUGCCAGCCACGGCAUCAAAUCUACUGCAGGACCCAGCCACUCACAGUGACAGAGAUGGCUGCUGGAAGACAUGAAGGCUUUGGUGCCGGUCCCUUGGCCACCAGGACCCAUGAUCAGAGAGUGAUGGCACCUCUCACCAUGAGCAGCAUGGGGGCAAGGGUGUCCCAGCAGCCAGCCCCAUCCUCUACGGGUAGGGAACAGUGGUGCUGGGCAGAGAUCUGCCCCCUCGGAUGCUCAGCUCUGAGAGUUUAUUUUUGCUGGACAGAUGUUUUUUAGCCAGAGCAGGGAGCUGCUGGGAGCUGCUCCCUCCAGCUUUGCUUUUACAAUGAGAUCUGGCUGGAAGGGGUGCACAGAGCCAGACCAGCCCCUGGCCCUGCCUCUGCUACCGCCACAGGGCCAGCCUGGCCACAGCUCCUGCAAGACUGUGUUUGGGCAGCUGCCCCGUGUCUUCAGAGCAGCACUUCCUUCACGUUAAGCCACAAAAAAUCCCAGCAGCUCCUGUCCCUGUCAGUUUCUCAAGCCCUGUUGUUGCAUGAAGGCCCCUGGUGCUGUGCAUGAGCCGAGCUGCUGUUCCUCAUGGUGCUGGUGCUGCCAAGGCCCCACGCUGGCUGCCUGCGGUACAUGGCACCAGGAGGGAUGGAGCAGUCUCGAAUGAAGCUAUUGUAAAGUUAUUUACCAGUUGUCUUGUCAAGAGAGAUCACAGUGUGGUCGAGAUGAAAGUGUUUGAAAUAUUUAUACCUGUUUACACGGUCUUGGAAUGGAAAACUAGUGGAAAACAAA
This is a messenger RNA of Sturnus vulgaris (Common starling), 3306 nucleotides long. The record is from RefSeq and is a predicted model, not a curated record. NCBI's taxonomy places the organism in Eukaryota, Metazoa, Chordata, Aves, Passeriformes, Sturnidae.